UCACUAAUGUACAAUUUGUGAUAAAAAGCUUAGAUUAAAUAAUUUUGGAACCAGAACAGGUUUACUACAUUGAUGUUUUAUUACUUUUGUAAAACGUUUACUCUUUAGGAGAGGAUAUGCAGAAACUGGUGACAUCUCUAAGCCAAAAAAUUGAUAAGCUUGAACACGCACAGGGACAGAUUCAGACAGAAGUUCUCCAAAAUUUGACGAACAAAUUAAAUGAAUCAAACGUGUCGGUCGGAUUUGCUGUAGAUAACCCAGAUACUUCCUCCGGUUCUCCCCUUACGUUCAAAGACGUAAUAUACAAUACAGGCGACGACUAUAAUGUGUCCUCAGGUGUGUUCACUUGUAGACAUCCAGGACUCUACUUCUUCACAACAACUCUUAUCAGAAAAUCGGGUGCUGAUAACUUCGUAUGUGGUUUUUAUGUCAACGGCAUUCGCAAGUUAAUAGUGAACAGUGAUACUGGUGCCAAUGAUGGAUAUCAGUCAGGAUCAGCAUCACUUGUUUAUCGUUUAAAAGCAGGAGAUAUUGUUAUGCUAUCGGAAUGCCUUGGACAAGACCAAAUGACAUUUUUUUCUACUUUCACUGGAUUUCGUGUUUCAUAUUAAUUGACCAGUCGCAGUCAGUUAAUAACAUAAAAGUAAAAGAUGUAUAACUUACAUUUUUUUCAAAAGGCGUUUAAAACUGUAUAUUAUUAAACUUUAUGAUAUUCUAUACAUAAGUACUAAAAAAAAAAGAAAAAGAAAAAGAAAAAAAAGUUUACCAUCUUGUUAACAACUUUUGUAUCGGUUUUAUACAACAACAACAACAACAACAACAACAACAACAACAACAACAACAACAACAACAACAACAACAACAACAACAACAACAAUAAUUUUGUUUUUAUUUUCUGUAGAAAAGUUUCACUUAUUUCAUAUUUUCCAUAUUUGAAAAGUGAUUAUACAGAACUAUACAUGUAAUUUUUAAAAACUUGAAAUGAAUUAGAUAAGUAAAAUCUAUAUGAAAAUAUAUUUUUUUGUUUAUUGAGACAGGUACCUUUCAUUUUACAUCAAAUAAGAAGAGGAUGGAGUGAAAAAUUCCCGUUAGAUUUUGUACAAUGCAAUCGGGCAUCAAAAUGUGUUUAAUAAUAAUUAUCUAGCAACUAUUAUUAAUUUGUUUUGCUAUCAAAUUUCACACAUUUCACAGUUAAUAGUAUACAUUUGUUAUUAUAUGCCCUAUCUAUUCAGAUUUACGAAAAAAAAUUAUAGCAAAAUAUUAUUAUAUCAAACCAAGUGUAUAUAAGUUUUUAGAAUUGUUACAAACAGAAAAUAAGACUGCUCUUUAUAAAUAAGGGUUAUACUGUAAAAACGCAAUGUCUAUAAGAAAUUCGAUUAUUAAUAUUACGGAUUAGUGUAAAAUUGUCUUGAAAUAUUGAACGUGCGAUUUAUUAUAUGCCUGUUAGUGUUUAUAUGGUUGCUUUGGUCAACCAGACUGUGUUAGUUUGUAUAUAUGUAUGUUUAUAGUUUGAUGUUGUAAAUAAGAUGUUAUUUAUUAUAAGCCUGAUAGUGUUUGAUAUGGAUGUUUCUGGUCAACCGUACAGUUCUAAUUUAAUAGAUGAUUAGUUAUAUUUAGUUAUGAAAAUAUAUUAUAAUUAAGCCAAACAUUGUUGAAAAGAUAGCAAACUUUAUAUGGAUGUUUCUGGUCAACUGUACAGUUCUAAUUAAAUAGAUUAUUAGUUAUAUUUAGUUA
Ruditapes philippinarum (Manila clam) is the source of this 1734-nucleotide messenger RNA. Its product is annotated as C1q-related factor-like. Gene Ontology annotation, molecular function: protein binding. The record is from RefSeq and is a predicted model, not a curated record. The coding region runs from base 117 to 611 and encodes 164 amino acids. NCBI's taxonomy places the organism in Eukaryota, Metazoa, Mollusca, Bivalvia, Venerida, Veneridae. The transcript has 2 exons.